Molecule: messenger RNA, 3710 nt
Organism: Pygocentrus nattereri (red-bellied piranha)
Lineage: Eukaryota; Metazoa; Chordata; Actinopteri; Characiformes; Serrasalmidae
Gene: trim46b
Product: tripartite motif containing 46b
Exons: 12
Coding region: 262-2586 (774 amino acids)
Molecular function (GO): zinc ion binding; protein binding
Source: RefSeq, a predicted model, not a curated record
ACGGUCGAUUCUCAACGGCCGUUCUGCCUCUGAGCGACUCGCCCGACGGCCGCUGCGCAGGUUAACGGGCUCAAACGGUGGGCCAAACGGUCCGUGGUAAGCUCACACGGGAUGAACAGCAGGGAGCUUCGCCGCACUUUAUCCGUUUUACCUCACCGUUUCUAAUGUUUAAAAUGUGUACCUACCGGUGGUCCGCCUUGACUCUCCCGCCCCCCCGGCAUCACUGCCUCGCUAACUAACGGGGGAGGAGGCUCUCCUGUAAUGGCGCCUAGACACCAGGUGAAGUCAAAUAUGAAGAGCAUGGAGCGUGAGCUUCAGUGCCCAGUGUGUAAGGACAUAGUGAAGCAGCCUGUGGUGCUGCCCUGCCUGCACAGCGUGUGUCUACUUUGUGCUUCGGAAGUGCUGGUGCAGAGUGGCUACCCCCAGCCUGAGCUGCCUCCUGAGCCCAACUCGCCUGCUUCCACCCCUAACACUCGCUCUCCACGCCAAGCACGCAGGCCCAUGCCCAAGGCCGACCGUAUAGAUCGUGCACUGCGGCCAGGAUUUGGUACAUACCCAGGGCGCAGGCGGAAGGAGGGCCCUACCCAGCUAAUGCUCUUCCCCUGCGUGCCCUGUGGUCGAGAUGUGGAACUGGGUGAGAGAGGACUGGUUGACUGCAUGAGGAACCUCACACUGGAGCGCAUAGUGGAGAGGUACAGACACACAGUGAGUCUGGGCAGUGUGGCAGUGAUGUGUCAGUUCUGUAAGCCCCCACAGGCUCUGGAAGCCACAAAGGGCUGUGCAGACUGCAGGGCCAGCUUCUGCAAUGAGUGCUUCAAGCUGUACCACCCCUGGGGCACCCCCCGUGCCCAGCAUGAGCAUGUUCAGCCCACUCUCAACUUUAGGCCCAAAGUGUUGACAUGUCCGGAACAUGAUCAGGAAAAGCUACAGUUCUACUGUAAAUCAUGCCAAAGGCUGCUCUGCUCCCUCUGUAAGCUCCGUCGGGUGCAUACAGGUCACAAGAUUGUGCCAGUCACCCAAGCAUAUCAGGCACUCAAGGACAAGAUCACCAAGGAGCUCAACUAUAUCCUGUCCAAUCAGGGCACAGUGCUGACUCAGAUCACACAGCUGGAGAAUGCCAUCACUCAAACUGAGGUGAACAGCGUAGGUGCCCGUGAGCAGCUCGCUCAGUGUGUGCGUGAGCUGAUGGCCCUGCUGUCGGAGCGACAGGCAAUGCUGGCCCAGGGCCUGGAAAGCUCACGCCAGAAGCGGAGCGAGGCCUUAGCCAAUCAGGUAGCUGAAAGGCGGAGCCUGCUGGAGCAUGCAGGACUUAUGGCUUUUACCCAGGAGCUACUAAAAGAGACAGAUGCGGCCUGCUUUGUACAUGCAGCAAGGCAAACCCACAACAGGUUGGCCCAGUCCAUUGAGUCCCUCCAGAGUUUUUCUCUCUCUGCUGAUCCGUCAUUCAGACACUUCCAGCUGGACGUUUCCAGAGAACUUAAACUCCUCACUGACUUAAACUUCAUUCAGGCUCCACUAGCUCCUGUGAUUGAUACCCAGCGCACCCUGGCCUACGAUCAACUCUUCCUGUGCUGGCGGCUUCCCCAGGAAUCCUCCCCUGCCUGGCACUUCUCAGUGGAGUACCGUCGCCGGGGUGUGGUACCAGGUGGUGGCGCAAGAGGCGGCAUCCGUGGGGGUUUGGCUGGGGCCCGCUGGGGCUGGCAGCGAUUGGAGGAGGUGAGCGGAACCAGCGCAGUGAUUGACAGACUGGAGAUGGACAGUGUGUAUGUCCUGAGAGUGAGGGGCUGCAACAAAGCUGGCUUUGGAGAGUACAGUGAGGAAGUAUACCUACACACCCCUCCAGCUCCAGUACUGAAUUUCUACCUGGACUCGCGCUGGGGUCUGCACGCUGACAGACUGGUGGUCAGUAAAGAGCAGCGUUGCGCCCGCAGUGUGCCAGGCCUUUCCCUUCUGCAGGCAGCUGACCGUGCCCUCACUUCCUGUCACUUGACCGCUGACCUGCUGGUGGGUGAUGUAGCUGUUACGCAGGGGCGUCACUACUGGGCAUGCUCAGUGGAACCUGGGUCCUACCUGGUCAAGGUUGGUGUUGGUCUGGAGUCCAAACUUCAGGAAUGGUUCCAUCUGCCUCAAGACAUGGCCAGCCCACGGUAUGACCCAGACAGCGGACAUGAUAGCGGGGCUGAGGAUUCUUCUGACUCUCCACCCUCUUUUACCUUCCUCACCAUGGGAAUGGGCAAGAUCUACCUGCCACCCUCUGCUAACUCCCAUCACGGAACAGCCAACCACCGAGAUGGUGGCAUCACCAAUGGCAACGGCCCAUCCUCUCCAACUGGCGUCACCUAUCCUCUGCCUCCCAGGCUUGGGGUGUGUCUUGAUGUAGAGAAGGGGCGUGUCACUUUUUAUGAUGCACAUUCUCUACGCCCGCUGUGGGAGGGGCCUGUGGACUGCUCUGCCCCUGUCUGCCCUGCCUUCUGCUUCAUUGGAGGAGGUGCUCUGCAGCUGCAAGAGCUGGUAGCAAAUCGUAAUGCAGACCAGACACCCGUCAGAAGAGUUACCAUCCAAUCACGCGUCACUAAAUUGAACUGAAUUAAGGUUAUUGGUAAUUAGUGAUGCUAAUCCAGAAAACUGUCCUGAGAUGUACAGUCUUAUCUCAGUGAAUUUUGUUUUUAUAUUUCAUUUUUAUGAAACACUUGUUUUUUAUUGCACCUGAAAAUGCUCCUCAGAUUAACUUUAUUAUUAUUAUUAAUGUAUGUAUUUAUUUAUUUAUUUUGUUUUACACUUUAAUAGUGCUUAAUUGCUUUAGAAUAAUUGUGAAUUUCUUCAAAACAAAUCACAAAAAAAUCUUGAUGUGGCCUAUAUAACCUCCUAAUAUGGAACUAUGUUUAUAUGCAAGACCGUAUAGUAUUUCCCCAGGGAUGCGGAAGAUCUCGUUAUUCUCGUUUAGAUUGUUCACCUCCAGGGUUUUGAUACUGCUUUCUGCCUUUAACAUCCAUACAAAAGACAUCAUUUUGACUGUUAAUCUUACCUCCAUAAUAUUAGUAAGAGCCAAAGUCUCCUCUGGUCAUUUCAGCUCCAUUACAAACUGCUCUUCAGCGUUCUGCUCUUCAAACAUCCUCAGUAAUGGAGAACAGGCAAAGUGUGCCGAUUCAUGUAUAUCCCACACUGCAGCUUUCUCAUACAGGUAAUAUUCUGAAGAUGGGUUGGUACAUAUAAUGAUGGAUGAUGGAGGACUCUGGGUUGUAAAUAAUAACUGGAUAUUUAGAACUGUAUUUCUGUAGCAGUUCACUGAGAUGCACCAGCUUACCUUAAUUUGCAUUGCGAUAUAGGAUGCCCUUUGUUGUUUUUUCACUCAAAUGAAUAGAGCAAAUUAGAGGUUGAAUGAAUUAAGCAAAUGUUGAGCAUAAUGUUGUUACUGAAGCAAGUAAGUAAUGGAACGGAAUGAGAGUAUGCUGACUCAUCCUACACAUGUGAAUGAGUAGGGACACUGUGUGUUGUGUGUACACUUGCUCUCUUAUGCAAAAUCCUAGCAAAGCUUGUAGAAGAUAUUUUUAAUGGGCUGACCAUGGGCUUGAUUUUGGUUGUGGUGAUAAGCUGUGCUUCCUUCGAAUGGCUUACUUUUGAAAUUAAGAUAAUGUAGACAUCACCUGCUGGCAGAAUAUUUAAUGAAGAAACAAAGCAAAAUAAAACACGAGUCUAAAAUUAAAAAUGAA